Archocentrus centrarchus (flier cichlid) is the source of this 787-nucleotide messenger RNA. It is a transcript of the gene commd3, whose product is annotated as COMM domain containing 3. The record is from RefSeq and is a predicted model, not a curated record. NCBI's taxonomy places the organism in Eukaryota, Metazoa, Chordata, Actinopteri, Cichliformes, Cichlidae. Gene Ontology annotation, biological process: sodium ion transport. The transcript has 8 exons. Bases 54 to 635 code for a protein of 193 amino acids.
UACAUCAGCUGAUCCAUCACGUGGUCUGAUGUCGUGGGUCACCCUUUUGCAAAAUGGAGUUGUCUGAGUCCGUGCAGAAGGGGCUACAGUCUUUAGCAGACCAGUCCGUCUUCGACCAUAGCAGCUUCCAGGUGCUGGUAGACGUGUCUUUCCGGAGUCUGCUUUCCUCUCACGGCGACCCUACAGUCCUCGAUCAGCCCGAGCUGAAACAGGUCGACCAAAUCCUGCUGAAGCAGAGCCACACGGCUGCGACCACCUUCAUACUGGAGGCGGUCAAACAAAACGCAGACAAGUCCACCAUAAGUUCCAGCCUUGAAGAGCUCACAUUCAGCGCAGAGCGGAUAGAAAUCUUCUAUAGCGCCUAUCAGAAACAUAAAAAAGAUCUGGAGCGUCUUUUAACAAGCAUAGGAAGGCGUCUGCCUCACGUUAACGACGUUUCGUGGCGCCUGCAGUACCACAUGAAGAAUGCACAGGUGGACAAGGUCAAUGAGCCUUUCUACUUGAUAUCAUUGAACACUGAGAAUGAAGGCUCCUCAGAGGACAUCAACUUUAGCUGCACAGUGGAGCAGCUACAGGAUUUGGUGGGGAAGCUGAAAGACGCUGCCAAAAGCGUGGAGAAAGCCAGUCAGAUGUGAUGGCAUGGUCUCCAGUUUCCUCGCUUCCAGCGUCAUUUGUUCAUCUCUUUACAGCUUCUUUUAUACCUGCGACUGACGUGUCAUAUUUGAGAAUUGUUCAUCCAACAAGUGUGUUUAAAAGAAAAAUAAAUACUCCUUUGUUCUUUGAGUCA